Messenger RNA from Pyrenophora tritici-repentis Pt-1C-BFP, 3921 nucleotides. Its product is annotated as SbcC, ATPase involved in DNA repair. The record is from RefSeq and is a predicted model, not a curated record. Gene Ontology annotation, molecular function: G-quadruplex DNA binding; double-stranded telomeric DNA binding; ATP hydrolysis activity. Gene Ontology annotation, cellular component: Mre11 complex; nucleus; condensed nuclear chromosome. Gene Ontology annotation, biological process: chromosome organization involved in meiotic cell cycle; double-strand break repair; telomere maintenance via recombination. Lineage: Eukaryota; Fungi; Ascomycota; Dothideomycetes; Pleosporales; Pleosporaceae.
AUGUCGAAAAUUGACCGUAUGAUGAUCCAGGGUGUCCGUUCCUUUGGCCCCGAGAAAGGCGAGACAAUCCAGUUUACUGCACCGCUCACUCUCAUUGUCGGCUGGAACGGCUCCGGAAAGACGACCAUUAUUGAAUCGCUCAAAUAUGCAACCACUGGCGACCUGCCCACGCAAAGCAAAACCGGUGGUGCCUUCAUCCACGACCCCAAACUGCGCAACGAAAAAGAGCUACUUGCCCAGGUCAAGCUCUCGUUCCGCUCUACUUCCGGUGUGCGCAUGGUCGUCACUCGCAACCUCCAAGUCACCGUCAAGAAGAACACUAAGAGCCAGAAGACACUAGAAGGUUCGCUGCUUAUGGUCAAAGACGGCGAGAAGCACUCCAUCUCCACUCGCGUUGCCGAACUGGAUCAGAUCAUCCCUCAGUAUCUUGGUGUAUCCAAAGCUAUCCUAGACAAUGUCAUCUUUUGCCACCAGGAAGAUAGUUUGUGGCCUUUGAGCGAUGCAAGCACUCUCAAAAAGAAGUUUGAUGAGAUCUUCGAGGCUAUGAAGUACACAAAAGCCAUCGAGAACAUCAAAGGCAUCAGAAAAGACCGGAACAUCGAACUAGGACAGCUGAAUAUCAUCGAGGCCAAUGCCAAAGAGGACAAGACCCGAGCAAAGAAGAGUGAGGACCGACAGGCCAAGUUAUUUGACGAGAUAGAGAAGCUCCGAGACAUGUACACCGACCUGGACGCAAAGUGUACCGAGGCUCAGCAAAAGGCUAGCGACUCUUACAAUCAUGCUGCACGGUUCGAACAGAUCGUUGCGCAGCUAGAAGCCAAGCGCAUGACCCUCAACAUCAACAAACAGAACGUGGCCGAACUCCAAGAUAGUAUGAAAGAGUUGGGCGAGUCUGAUGAGGAGCUUCAGAGUAUGCUGGACCAGUAUGAAGAGCGCGUUGCUACCUAUGCCACACAGGUUGCGGAGCUGAAAGAGGAAUAUCAUGAAUUCAAACAGCAUUUGGAGCAGAAUCGCGGUGCUCUAGGGGCAAAACAAAGUGAGAUUGGAAAAUACGAGGCGCAGAAGGAGCAGCAUGAGCGUCAAAUGCAACAGCGUGAGAACACCAUCAAGGAAGCCGCUAAGCGGCACGCUAUUCGAGGUUUCGACUAUGACAUCACAGAGAAACAGGUACCCGAGUUUCAGCAGAUACUGAGCAAGAUGUCGCGUGAUCAAAACAGAGCCCUCGAACGAGCUCGAGAAGAGACGCAACGGGACCUGCGUGAUGCUCAGGGGGUUCUCAACAAGCUCAACACGCGCAAGUCGGGACUCAGCCAGAGCAAGGAGGCUGCGCGCAGUCAAAUUAUGACUAACGACAAGCGCAUCUCCGAACUUCAGAGGACCAUGAACCAAAUCAAGGCGGACGAAGGCAGCGAAGCCAUCCUUCAGGAAAGGAAACAGGAUGUAGAGAAGCAACUGCAGGAUGCAACAGCUGCGUCCGCUUCCGAACGCUACGAAGAACGUAUAUCGGAAGCUGCCAGAAACUUACAGACACUUGAAGACCGAAAAGAGCGCCUGACGGCUGAGUUCGGCGACGCAUCAAAGCAAGCACGUGAAUCUGCCUCCAUUGAUGUCAAGCGAGAGGAGUUAGGGAGGCAGCAGCACAGCUUGGCAACCAUGAAGAAGGUCCACGGCAAGCGUCUUUCCCAGCUUGUUGAUUCUGAAUGGGACCCCGCUACCUUGGAGGCGACCUUUCAGCAGGUGCUCUCAGAGAAGGCCGGCAAAGUCAAGGAAGCUGCUUCUCGCCGCGACAUUGCACAGACGAAGCUGGACAAGGUCAACUUCCAACUGUCAAGUUCAGAGUCACAAGCAAAACAGAAGCGCAAAGAACUGCAAAAGUACGAGACCAAGGUAAAAGAGGCUAUCCAAAAAGACGAUGUUUCGGAUUUCGAUGAAACCCUGCAACAACUUGAGGAGGAAUAUGAAGCAAGUUCCUCGGACAAGGCAAAGUUUGAUGCACAGAUUGACUACAUGACCAAGUGUUUGGAAUCCGCCGAGAAGCAUAACAUCUGCCGGCUUUGCACAAGGAGUCUUCACGAUGACGAAGAUGAAGACUUUACGACGGCGGGCUUCAUUAAAAAGUUGAAAGACAUCAUCGCGAAGGCGAAAAACACCAUGCAAGCCGACAAUGCCGACGAGAUUUUCGCCGAGCUGGAGGCCGCUCGAAAUGCUAAACCUAGCUACGAGUUGGCGACUCGUCUACGACAAAACGAACUCCCUGACAUCCAGAAGACCAUCACCAACCUGGCAUCGGAACGCGAUACCCUCAACAAGCAGCUCGAAGAACAGGAUGCCGUUAUCCAUGACCUGGAGGCCGAGAAGCAAGAAGUCGAAGCUUUGUCAAAAGAAGUGCAGAGUAUUGUUGGCUACUACACUCGGGUUCAGGAGCUUGAAGUUGAGAUCAAGGAACUUGCACAAAAGCAAAAGUCCGCUGGACUAUCACGGGGUAUUGAUGCAAUCCAGUCCGACCUGCAGCAGGUCUCCGACGACGGCCGCAGUGCCAGGAAUACGCUAGACCAACUUGUCGCUGCCCGAGACAAGGCACGCAACCUCAUCACGUCCCUGGAGUUGAGUGUGCGUGACAUUAAUGCAGAGCUGCACAACGCACAAUCCAAGUUGAAAGAGAAGAGAGCCCUUGCUGAGCGGAUUGAAGAAUUCAAGAGGGAGAAUAACAACCAGCGAGAAGCAAUGCGCAGCUUGGAUCAAGAUAUGGACAACAUCAACCCUGAGAUUGAGCAGGCACAGUACAAGUACGACGAUAUCAACCGCCGGGGCAAUGACCGCGUCCAUCGCACCCAUGAUGAAGCUUCCAAGCUCUCCGAAAGUCUCCGCCAGCUUGAAAAGGCGAACGAAGAGAUUAAUGCUUACAUUAGUCGUGGCGGCCCACAGCAGCUCGAGCGCACGCAUCGUGAUAUUGAGAAUCUACAAGGCGAAAUUGUACGCAUCGAGACAGACAUGGUAAAUCUGACGAGGAAGAUUAAGAAGCUCGAGGACACUAUGCGCGACACCGACAUGAGCAGGCGUACGAUAACUGAAAAUCUACGCUACCGAAAAGCGAAACGCUCCCUCGAGACUUUGCAGAUUGAAAUUGAAAAGCUUGAGGGAGAAGGGGCUGAGCGCGACAAGGAACACUACGAGCGAGAGGCCGAGCACUGGGACCUCAAGUACCGCCAGCUCAACAUUGACAAGACAGGUGUCGAACGCGACAUGAAGAACAAGGACGACCAGCUUACCGAGCUUAUGGAAGAGUACAGUAACCUCUACAAAGACUCUGCGCAACAAUACCGCGAGGCACAUAUCAGGGUGGAAACCACCAAAGCCGCCAUUGAGGAUCUGGGACGCUAUGCUGGUGCACUUGACAAGGCCAUCAUGAAGUAUCAUACGCUCAAGAUGGAAGAGAUCAACCGCAUCCUCGCCGAGCUCUGGCGCAAUGCGUACCAAGGUACCGACGUAGACACGAUCCGCAUUGCAUCCGACGGUGACGGCAAGGGAAACCGGGUCUACAAUUACCGCGUCGUCAUGAUAAAACAAGACACAGAGAUGGACAUGCGAGGCCGAUGCUCCGCUGGUCAAAAGGUCCUGGCUUCCAUCGUCAUUCGAUUAGCUCUCGCAGAGUGUUUCGGCACAAACUGCGGUCUUAUCGCGCUCGACGAGCCAACGACGAAUCUGGAUCAACAGAACAUCAAGGGUCUUGCGGAGUCCCUGUCUCAGAUCAUCCAGACGCGCAGGAAGCAGGCCAACUUUCAGCUUCUGGUCAUUACUCACGACGAGCAGUUUCUGCGUGAGAUGAACUGCGCUGAUUAUACCGAUUCUUACUGGCGUGUUGGCCGGGACGUGAAGCAGGAGAGUUAUAUUGAGCGUCAGAACAUUGCGGAGGUGACGUAA